AUGGAAGAGAAAGUUCCUGGUAGCGAUGACCAUUGUCGAAUCAAAGUAAGUUAAUCUUCUAUUUGUAUUUUCUGUGUUUAGAUCUUGGUUAAACAAUUGGGACGCAAGGAUAAUAUAUUGUUCAACAGUGUCUUGACUCGUUUGUCAAGAAUCACGACGAUUGAUGGUAAGAGGAGCUUUAUAAUUACGCUUUUCGUUAUGUUACACCUAAUUUUAUAUAGGUAUUGAACAACUUUAUGAUAGAUUUAGCUGUCUUUUUGGCCAAAAAUGGUUCGUUUUUAAUAAAAUUUAAUGAUUUUUUUCUAAAGCCAUUUUUUAGUUGGAGAUCCUGUGAGAUACAUCAGGCCGAUCUUCGUGACACAAACAAAUGCAGAAACCGAUCAGUUUUCUGUUUUACAACCUCAUAGGAAGACAUUUGGUUUGGUAACAAUAAUAUCGUUGAAUAACAUCAAAGACGAUUCAGAUGGGUUAGCAGUGUUAGGAUCAGCUAGGGUAUCGUAUGAUCAGUACAAAAACAAUAUAAACGAGGACUUGAUUUCAUCACGAUGUGUGUCUUUUGGAAAUGCUAGAUUGGUAGGUGGGACAUGGAUAAUAUUAUUAAAAUUUAGUUGCAUUUGAUGUUCUUAUAAAAAGAAAUGGUUUUAUAUUAAAGUAAAGACACUGAUAAAGGCUAUUGGUAAAAAAAGAUGAAACGAGUUUAGAUGUUACAUUUUAGAAAACGUCAAAAGAAGCCUUUAUAAAGUCAUAAAUCUCAAGUUUUUCUGUAUUUUCAGAUAGAAUCCCUCUUUCCCUCGUCCGAAUUACAUGCCCACGAGACUCUGGAUCAAUCUUCAAACCUGGAGAAUCAAAUUCGCGACUUCCUAAGGACAAUAUACUACGUAUUAGAGAGUAGACGGCUAGAUGUAGCCUUUGAACGAGCCGAAAUCUUGCCAAACUAUCCUUCAUUACAACAAGAAGAACGAUAUCGAGCCGGAUUGGAGGACAAAACUUCAAAAACGUAUAGGAAAAAGUGCGUGGGAAGAUUGCGGAAACAAUGUGCUGAUUAUGCUUUGUUGACCGGUCAAUUCGUGAAUGCUUUAGAAGGGUAUCAGAAUGCAAUUGAUCCGUUGAAGUCAGCUGGGGAUCUGCUUUGGCUUGCUGGUAAGGUUAUUUUGAAUCAGGAAAUGACUUUUGCGGGUUUAGAAUUAACAAAUGUUGAAGAGUUUUAGGCUGUCAAAUGACUUUUUUGAAAAAAAAUUUACAAGCUAAAUCGUAAACUUGAUAAUAGACCACUAAAGCAAUAUUUUUUAGCAACAUACGAAGGCUGGGCAGUAGCAGCGCUAGCUACACGAUUUUCUAGUCAAAUGGACGAAGAACGAACACAAAUUCAACGUACCGUCUCAAUGCAACCGGUGGAAAUGAUAAGGACUUCGGAAGAGGCUGACAGAUUAUCGUAAGACUAAAUUUUAUUUUAGAAAUUGCUUUGGGGGAUCUAUAGUUAGUUCAAAAUAGUAUUUUAGGCUGUUUGCUAUAGUAAAAUGCCUUUCAGAUCAACCCUAGGUCACCAACGUCACCGUUCGGACGACACAAACUUUAUCAAUUCAAAAGACACGUUAAGUAUAUCUUCAUCGUCUACAAACUCAUCCCUCAGCACCAAAAAACCGUUCAAAAAAGCCCUAGCAAUGCUGAAUCUAGAGCGAACUGUCGACCCACGAGAAAUCGACAUAAAAGACAUCAUAGAGAGGUUCAAGUCAGCACUGAAGAAUUACGAAAGGUUCUCGUUCAUCGCCUACAUCGAAUUUGAAUGUGUGAUAAGAGCAGUGAAUGUUUACAGGCUGCAGAGGCAGUAUAUUGAUACGGAGGUGAGGGAAAAUCGUAUGAAUUUUGUAUAUUGUAGUAGAUAAAAACAUUACAUUUUGGCCCAAACGUAAAUAAAAUAAGCAAAAAGUCACGAUAUAACCCUGUUAAAGAUAACUAAAUUCAUUUCAUUUUAGAUAUCAUUAUGUAAAUAAAUAUUACUGUAGAGAUCACUAUCUAACUCAAUAUUAUUGUAGAUAUCACUACUUAACACAAUAUUGUUUUAGGUUUUCCUCCGAGAUAGAGUAGGCAAAUACCUGGCCGACACUUUCACUUUGUUCUCAAAUCAAACCAAAUCCCAAAUCUGCAUGAUUUGCGCCUCAAUCUACAAAUCGAUGGGGUUUCGAAGGAAGAACGCCUUCUUUUCCCGUCUGGCAGUCCUCUUUCGACUACAUGUUGAUGAUGAUGAAUAUCGGUCAGAAGCCGACUAUAAAAUAGUCUACCCUGUAUUAUAUUCAUCAUUAAAAGGCUACGGGAUUGACGAUACACUAAAGUCAUCGAAAAGAAAGCUAGGACACGUUAGUGUGCAGGUUAAAGCUCUUCAUGAAGUGUUCAUGAGCGCUCAGAGGGCUGGAUUGGCUGAAGCGGCUGUUAGGCAUUUGUGCUAUAUACUACAGGUUAGUUGGGAAAUAUUAGGUUUUUAGAUAACAAGUGGGGUAUGUUUUAUGAAUUCAAAUAAAGCAAUGAAGGUUUUAGGCUUAAAAAGCUGGUAAUAUUCUACCUUAUGUCGCAGACUCGUAUUUUACGUUAAAAAAACGAAAUUUGAUAGAAACUUUCUGUAAAUAUUGUAAAAGGACAUCAAUUUCAGACCUACUUUUACCACAUAGACAACACAAACAAGCUACAACUGGUGAACGAGCUAAAACGACUGGUCGUUUUGCACAAAACCAAAAUCUCCCUAGCUCAACCCAUAGCCCUAGAUCAAUGUUCGGUCAUAUUACCGCCGCUUCAGAUGAGUAAAAUACCGGUUGUUAGGUGAGUUUUGAUAUGAAAGGCAUUGACAUGGAUUGAAGAUAGACUUGGGCUUGGAAAUUUCAAAAAAAAUUUUAAAAUUUGAAUAUUAAAGGAAUAUUAUGGUUGAAAAAUUGUGAAAAUGAAAAAAAAAUAUUAAAAAGAUGUUAUCAUGGUUACUUAGCAACAAUAUUCUACCUAUGUAAUGUUAAUUUUGACGAUAUUAUAAAUUAUUUUGAUAUUUUUUGAUGACACCCUGAAAUUCAGGGGUUUCGUGUUGGGACGCAGAAAUUUUGCAAAAAUAUUUUAUAUGGUACUACAAGUUUAAAAAGUGAUUUUUAUGAGUAAUAUAAUAGCAUAAGUAUAUUUUUAAAGCUUUAUUAGAGUCAAAAAAGCAUGAUUUUAAGUUAAAAAUGGUCUUUUUUCAGUGCUUUCAAAGUCCAACCUCUGGCCAGCAAUCUAGCACCAUCGAUUUGUCAAGUUGACAGUGCCGAUGGACGGGUUUUCAUAUAUUCUCCUUUCCAAAACAAUACGGUUGUUAAAGGUAAGGUUUAGGUGUUGGUCCUCUUAUGUUUGUUAUGGCAAUAUUUUUUUUAUAUUAUCUUAGAUUGGCAACUUUUUUUUGUAACCUGCCUACUGCUAACCUAAUACUAGGUAUUUCAAGCCAUAAACGGCUUUUUAUAUCUAAAUUUGUGAUAAGCUGUAAGGGGAUUUUUUGUUUCAACGUGGUUUAUAUAAUGAAAGUGUUCAAAUUGAUUUUGUGGUAACAAUACUUUUUUUCAGACACUGUAUGGGUAGUGAACACAGCCUGCCAAGUCACAGCCAAAGUUUUAAAUUUACUGCCAAUGGAUUUGAUGGUCGAAAACAUGAUCCUUCACGUGGAUGGAGUAGAAUUUGAUCCAGUACCUAUUCAACUAAACCUCAAUGCAAACGAUAACGAUUCAGAAGUGACCGAAACUACAGUAUCGCUACUAGGAAUUCCGAAAACAGCCGGUUGGAUGACUUUAACCGGCUACAGUUGCACUGUGUUUGAUGUGGAGAAUGUGUGUAGCUUGAAUGAGUUGCCAGAAGCACCGCCGGUGAAAGUGAGGAUAUUGCCACCUCUUCCGAAGCUACAGGUCAAUGUGGACUUGAAAAGAGCGCCAAUACUGGAGGAUACGAUGGGAGUGGCAGAAACUACGGUGUUUUCGGGACAAACGUACGUUUAUUUUUCAGAUUUUUUUUUGCUGGGCGGGGUAAAAAAAAUUUUUUUUGGUGGGUGGGAAGAGAAUUUUUUGAUUUUUUAAAAGAAAAUUGUAAAAUACGUACAAAAACUUUACCUAAUUUUAGAUUUCUACAUACAAUCAACAUCAAAAACAUUGACGAGAAAAUAGGGAUCAAGGAAGUGAGGAUACGAAUCGACCAGCCCAAAGUAUACGGAGGACCACCAUUACUAGAGUUUGUUGGGUUGGAACAAGAAGACGGGGAAAAAGAUGAGAAACAAAAGAAUUGUUUGAAACUGAUGAGCUUAAAGCCGGGAGAAGAACGAGAAUUAAGGUUUAGAAUCUUUGGAAUCGAUCCAAGUGCUUCGGCUUCUGAUAAGAAUCCAUUAAAUGAGGUAAAUUUUGACGGGGAACGGGUUGAUUUUGGCGGUGGUAGUGCUAGGAGGAUAUUUUUGGUUGGGGGGGGGGGGGUGAAUUGUAAGCGAUAUAGCUGUAAAGGGUAAGGUGGGACAUUGGGACCUCGGUUUGGAUCCCGCCUUUUGGGCUAACGUGAUAGCCCCGUCCCUUUUAAAUUUGUUAUUGCCUAGCUUGGAUCGGGUCUGGCGGGUACCUUUAUUAGGAGGUUGUUUUUGGUCUAAAAUGAGGUGAAAGGAAGAUUAAGGGGGUUUAAAUAAAAAAAAUGAAUCUGUGCUUUGAAUGUAGUGAAAUAAACUAUUCCAAAGUCUUUUUACUAAUGCUCUUUUUAUAGGUAUACAUUCGAAAAGAAAAAGCAGUUCUAAACGGCGUUGAUAAAGCUAAAAAGAGUAUAGAAGAAGUGGCAACAGAACCAGAACGAUCAGCUUCAGGAAUUAUAAGAGAAGACACAGUAGAGGAUGACAAAGAAGAAGAACGACUACUGAAAUCAACCAUCAAAAAGUCGGUUUCAGACACGAAAGUUAAGGAAAAACGAGAACAUGAUCUGAUCCCUUAUAUUGGAGUAGGUUUUUCAGGGAUUUUUAAAGGUAUAAGGCUUGAUUUGGUUGUUUUACUUAACCAAUACAUAACUUUAUUGCCUAACUUUCAGCGUCUACUAACAUCGGAGUUCAUAUUCGAAUACGUGGCGGACAUAGAAACAGAAUCAGGAGAAACAUACGAACGGCAGGAGACAUUGAAAAUGGCAAUUACUAUCAUACCCGCUAUUACAGUUUCCCACUGGCAAGUUUUAGCUGGCGAUUCACCUACGAAUCGAUUUGUUGUGGUUGAUGUUACCAACACGACCGAUUUUGAUGCUGAAUUAAGCUUUGGUUCUGAUGGAAGACAGAUUUCGGUGCAACCAAAGGAGGCUUGCAGGUAAUCAAGGGAUGUUGUGGUAGGAAGAUAUUUUGGGAGGGGUAGGUAAGAAAAUAUUUUGGUAGGGGUUUGUAAGGGUACUACAGUAGUAGGAGGGGUAUAUGGUAGUAAAGUGGACAAGUUGACUGUGGUAAUGGUAUAAAAGGGUAUGUUGAAGCAGGGGAUGGUAGGAGGAUACAAGCCAAACAUUUACCCUUUCCAGAGUCCCUCUUCUAUGCCCAUGCUCAAAUCUAAUCCACACGUCAGACUUUCAUCGUGCAGCUCAACGAGCUUCGCAUAUGAUGCAAAUGCAGGAGAUGGAAGCUCUAAGGCGGCGGUUAGAGUCCCAUUUUUCUCAGCAUUUGGAAAUCCGCUGGCGGGUCAAAGCGCUGAAUUUGGACGGACUAGUACCAGUAGGACCACUGCUAUCAUCGGUUGGGUUUUUGAAACAGUUGGUCGUUCCUGUGAUUUCUAUAGGUAAGGGGUUUUUUUAAAUUUUUUGAGGGUAGUAGUGGCUUCAGGGUCGGGUAACUUUUUAUUUUUUUUAUUAUGAGGGGGGGGGGGGGGGAUUUGGGCGGGGGGUUUUUAAGGCGAUAAUUUUAAAAAUAUGUUAAGAGUAUAUAUAGUUGUGUUUGAUACAUAUUUUUGUAGUUGUACAUGUAAAUGGCAAGCAAUACCUCAGCGAAGAUGACUUACCUACCAUUGUUGGGCAUAUACAACAGUUGGAGAUAGAAUUGGUUAGCUCAACUAAAGGUAGGGUAACUCUAAAGUGUCAGGAUUAUAAAUUUAAAUAUUUUUUUUAAUUUGGCUUUUUUUGAAAAAAGUGUGAUUUUAGAUACAAAAAUAUUAGUUUUUCAUAUUGAAAUUAAUAUUUUUGACAUUUUAAAUUAUAUUUCUUGGUUCUAAUACAUAAGUAUUGUCUUUUACAAUUUCCUUUUCAAAAAAUGAUUUGAUAAGCUUAUAUAUUGUCAAUUUUAGUGCCAUUAAACUUUCACGGCCACCUCCAACUCCACUGCAUUCAAGACGUGCAAAACGCGGCCGAAAUCAUCGAUCGAACCGACUUCCUGGUGGUUUGUGGCGUAAGGAAACAACCAUUCAGCUUGAAAACGGCCGAAGAAAGCAAGGUAUUCAAGACCAAAUUCUCUUUCCUAUUCCGAUCAGAAGGUGUCUUCAAAAUUCGACCACAAAUUGAAAUUGGCACUGGACUGGAGCACUACAUGGAGGAACUGAUCGUACCAACUGUCUCGUUUAACGUAAAGUCUCGAAAAUAG
Messenger RNA from Bursaphelenchus okinawaensis, 6568 nucleotides. NCBI's taxonomy places the organism in Eukaryota, Metazoa, Nematoda, Chromadorea, Rhabditida, Aphelenchoididae. The record is from the annotation of a GenBank genome assembly.